AUGUUUAUGGCUGGCUCUGCCUGGUUCGCUGCGUGGAGCAUUGCAACAGCAUUCGCUCCGAAUGAUAAAGCCUUUAUCAUAUUUAUUGCAUUGAAAGGACUCGGUGCAGCUGCCAAUACACCUUCCGGCAUCGGCCUGCUGUCAUCCUACUUUCCCCCGGGGCCGAAGCGUAACAAGGCCUUCGGAGCGCUGGGUGCUGGCCAACCUUUGGGAUUCAUCGGUGGUCUGAUCUUAGGUGGAAUACUCACCGACAGCCGAGCUACUUGGCGUGCAAUCUUCUUCAUCCAGGCCGGCCUUGGUUUCCUCUUCGUAGCCCUAGGAUGGUUAGUUCUCCCCAAGUCGCAGAUCGAACAUAGAUAUACCAAAGGCCUUGAUUGGGGUGGCGCGAUAUUGAGCACGGCUGGUAUUGGGCUUCUGACAUACAGCCUUGCCGAUUCCACCACGGCGAGCAAAGGAUGGGCCACACCUCACAUCCCCAGCCUUCUAUCCGCAUCUGCGGUCAUACUUGGUGCCUUCAUCUUCUACGAGAGGUGGCGUGAAGCUCGAGAUAAAUCAGUCCUUAUGCCCCUUAGCAUGUGGCGCCAACCUGGCGCCAAGAUGGGAAGUGUUAUCGCAGUCGUUUUCUUUGCAUGGUGGAGUUUCAAUACAUUGAGUUACUUCGCGACUCUAUAUUAUCAACAGGUUAAUUACCUAAACCCCAUACAAACGUCACUGAGAUUCAUCCCCAUGGCCCUCGCCGGGUUUUCCGUAAACUUGAUCACGGGCUACGUGGUGAACCGUCUGCCGGGACAAGGCUUAAUACUGGCGGGCCUUGUCGGGAGCGUGGUCGCGCCCAUCAUUUUCAGUACUAUCAAUGUUGACGCUUCCUACUGGGCGAGCGCCUUCUUGGUCAUGAUAUUCAUUGUCGGCGCGGAUGCUGUCUACCCUGUCGGAAACCUUCAAAUUAUCAGCCAUUUCAACGAAGAUUCCCAGUCUCUGGCUGGUGGUAUUUUUAACGUCGCCACUCGUCUCGGUACAUCACUUGGCUUAGCGAUCACCAGCAGCAUCGCGACAGCCACAAGCGAGAGAUACAACAAGGCUCAUCCAGAAUUAGCGUCCGACUCUCCCGAGGUCCUGAUGGCGGGCUUCAGGGCGGCCGGAUGGACGUGUCUCGCAGCAGCAGCCUUCGGGUUCAUCGUGGCUGCGAUUGGGCUGAGAGGCAUAGGCGUGGUUGGCAGGAUUACCAAGAAUGACGACUCUCAUGGCGGCCUAUCUUUGGAAAACAUCAAAACGAACUCCCAGGUAUCCGUGAGAACGAUAAAGACUGCCGGAAUUGAAAGCUGCCGCACAGCGCCCGACUCGUCCCUAACAAUAGACACCACCUGGAGGAACCAAUCAGACGUCUAA
Molecule: messenger RNA, 1386 nt
Organism: Pleurotus ostreatus (oyster mushroom)
Lineage: Eukaryota; Fungi; Basidiomycota; Agaricomycetes; Agaricales; Pleurotaceae
Exons: 9
Coding region: 1-1386 (461 amino acids)
Biological process (GO): transmembrane transport
Cellular component (GO): membrane
Molecular function (GO): transmembrane transporter activity
Source: RefSeq, a predicted model, not a curated record